CGGCCUCUGGGAACUGCUUCUCCCCUGCUCUCUCUCGUGUUUGUCGGCUGGGAAGGCACUGGACGGCGGGGGCUCCUCGGCGCUGCUCCCAGAAGGGGGUCUGGAACCAUGGCGAUGACUGGCCCAGCACCUUGUUCAUCUAUGAGCAACCACACCAAGGAGCGAGUUACAAUGACAAAGGUGACAUUAGAAAACUUCUACAGUAAUCUGAUUGCGCAGCAUGAGGAACGAGAAAUGAGACAAAAGAAGCUAGAAAAAGUUAUGGAAGAAGAAGGCUUAAAAGACGAAGAGAAAAGAAUGAGGAGAUCAGCACACGCCCGAAAGGAAACAGAGUUUCUGCGCCUAAAAAGAACAAGACUUGGGUUGGAAGACUUUGAAUCUUUAAAAGUAAUAGGCCGAGGAGCAUUUGGAGAGGUGCGGCUUGUUCAGAAGAAAGAUACAGGGCAUGUGUACGCAAUGAAAAUACUACGGAAAGCAGAUAUGCUUGAAAAAGAGCAGGUUGGCCACAUUCGAGCAGAACGUGACAUUCUAGUGGAGGCAGACAGUUUGUGGGUGGUAAAAAUGUUCUAUAGUUUCCAGGAUAAGCUGAACCUCUACUUAAUUAUGGAGUUUCUGCCUGGAGGUGAUAUGAUGACAUUAUUGAUGAAAAAAGAUACUCUAACAGAAGAAGAAACUCAGUUUUAUAUAGCAGAGACUGUGCUGGCUAUAGAUUCAAUUCAUCAGCUGGGUUUUAUUCAUCGUGAUAUCAAGCCAGAUAAUCUCCUGUUAGACAGUAAGGGCCAUGUGAAACUAUCCGACUUUGGUCUCUGCACUGGACUUAAGAAAGCACAUAGAACAGAGUUCUAUAGAAAUUUGAGCCACAACCUUCCUAGUGACUUCACUUUUCAGAAUAUGAACUCCAAAAGGAAAGCAGAAACUUGGAAAAGAAACAGGCGGCAGCUGGCCUUCUCUACAGUGGGAACUCCAGAUUAUAUUGCUCCAGAGGUCUUUAUGCAGACAGGCUACAAUAAGCUUUGUGACUGGUGGUCACUUGGGGUCAUCAUGUAUGAGAUGCUAAUUGGUUACCCUCCUUUCUGUUCAGAGACUCCUCAAGAAACUUACAAGAAGGUGAUGAAUUGGAAAGAGACCCUAAUAUUCCCUCCAGAAGUUCCAAUCUCUGAGAGAGCCAAGGAUCUUAUUCUAAGAUUUUGCUGUGAAUGGGAGCACCGAAUUGGUGCCCCAGGUGUUGAAGAAAUCAAAACAAACCCCUUUUUUGAAGCCGUUGACUGGGAGCAUAUCAGGGAGAGACCAGCGGCAAUAUCCAUAGAAAUCAAAAGUAUUGAUGAUACUUCAAACUUCGAUGAAUUUCCGGAAUCUGAUAUCCUUAAACCAGCAGUGACCACAAGCAACCAUCCAGAGACAGACUACAAGAACAAAGACUGGGUCUUUAUAAAUUAUACCUACAAGCGAUUUGAAGGCCUGACAGCUCGAGGGGCAAUACCUUCAUACAUGAAAGCAGGAAAGUAGUGACUCACAACAAAACUAUUCCUGAACCUUCAUUCUUUCUUGUCAGCACAAGUUUUUUCUCCUAUGCUUCAUAAACUUUAUCUGAGGUCUGUGAA
Lacerta agilis (Sand lizard) is the source of this 1601-nucleotide messenger RNA. RefSeq names its product serine/threonine kinase 38 (gene STK38). Gene Ontology annotation, molecular function: ATP binding; protein serine/threonine kinase activity. NCBI's taxonomy places the organism in Eukaryota, Metazoa, Chordata, Lepidosauria, Squamata, Lacertidae. Gene Ontology annotation, biological process: intracellular signal transduction; peptidyl-serine phosphorylation. Bases 109 to 1506 code for a protein of 465 amino acids. The transcript has 14 exons. The record is from RefSeq and is a predicted model, not a curated record.